GGCGCGGGGAAGGAGGUGGAGCCAGACAGUGACCCGGAAGCAGAAGUGACUCACAGGCGGAGUGCUGGGAAGCGGGAUCGGCGACCGCAGCGGUAGAAGCAGCAAUUUAUCUGUGUGCAGCCCCAAACUGAGAAGAAGAUGCUAAUUAAAGUGAAGACGCUGACUGGCAAGGAGAUUGAGAUUGACAUUGAACCCACAGACAAGGUGGAGCGAAUCAAGGAGCGCGUGGAGGAGAAAGAGGGAAUCCCGCCACAGCAGCAGCGGCUUAUCUACAGUGGUAAACAGAUGAACGAUGAAAAGACAGCAGCUGAUUACAAGAUACUAGGUGGUUCAGUCCUCCACCUGGUGUUGGCUCUGAGAGGAGGAGGUGGUCUUAGGCAGUGAUGGACCCCCCUCCAUUUUACCUCCUUACCCUGUCGCUCAUAAUGAGGCAUCAUAUAUCCUCGCACUCUGUGGGACACCAGAGCCACUGCCCCCUCUCCUGGAUGCCCAGUCGUGUGUGUCAGUUGGUGGGAGACUGUGAGGACCCCAGGAUGCAGUGUUCCUAGCCCAAAGGGCCCUUGCUGGCUGUUGGGUUUUAGUUUGCAGUCCUGUGUGCUUCCCUCUCUUAUGGCUAUGUCCCUGGUUGUCAAUAAAAUAUUUCCUGGCUUCCUG
Vicugna pacos (alpaca) is the source of this 654-nucleotide messenger RNA. It is a transcript of the gene NEDD8, whose product is annotated as NEDD8 ubiquitin like modifier. Lineage: Eukaryota; Metazoa; Chordata; Mammalia; Artiodactyla; Camelidae. The record is from RefSeq and is a predicted model, not a curated record. Gene Ontology annotation, molecular function: protein binding.